Messenger RNA from Cryptomeria japonica (Japanese cedar), 1746 nucleotides. Its product is annotated as cytochrome P450 78A4. Gene Ontology annotation, molecular function: monooxygenase activity; heme binding; iron ion binding. The record is from RefSeq and is a predicted model, not a curated record. Bases 18 to 1649 code for a protein of 543 amino acids. Lineage: Eukaryota; Viridiplantae; Streptophyta; Pinopsida; Cupressales; Cupressaceae. The transcript has 2 exons.
CCUUGUGAGGUAUCUAAAUGGAGAACCGUGCGGCAAGUUGUGGCGGAGCAGCAGGAUGGUGGGUGUAUGUACUAGUUCCCCUGAGUUAUAAUGGGCCUAACUUCUGUUUCUUAGAUAGCAUUCAAGCCGAUAAAAGUGAUAUUUGUGCAUGGAAGCAGUACUUGCCGAUUCUGGUUGCUGCUCUGGUUUGUGCAGCAAUCCUCUCCUGGCGGAGUACUGGUGGAUGUGCAUGGACCGGAAAAAAUAAUAAUAAGAAGAAGAUUCCAGGGCCUCGGGGAUGGCCCAUAAUCGGAAGUCUAAUGGAAAUGAGUGGUGGUCAUGCCCACCGUAAGCUCGCUCACUUGGCCGCUACUCACGAGGCAAAAAAGCUGAUGGCCUUCAGCUUGGGCUCAACCCCCGCAGUCAUAACAUCCGAUCCAGAAGUGGCCAGGGAGCUCUUGAGCUCUCCUCACUUCGCAGAUAGGCCUCUCAAACAAUCUGCCCAGCAGCUAAUGUUUGAGAGGGCGAUAGGCUUUGCACCCAAUGGCGACUACUGGAGGAUGCUCCGUAGGAUUUCAGCUGCUCAUCUUUUUAGCCCACGGAGAAUUGCAGCUCACGAAGGCGGCCGUCAGGCGGACAGUAUGAAAAUGCUAUCUGAUAUACGGAAUGAGUGCGCGUGCAAAGGCGCCGUCAGCCUCCGUCCACAUCUCCAAGCGGCGGCUCUCAAAAACAUAAUGGGAAGCGUGUUUGGUCUAAGGCUAGAUGGAGAGGAAGAAGGUAGAGAGGUGAGGGAAAUGGUGGAGGAGGGAUUUGAACUACUCGGGGCAUUUAAUUGGGCCGAUCAUCUUCCUUGGUUGCGACCGCUUGACCCUCUGCGAGUCCACGCCCGCUGCGCUCGACUCGUACCUCGCGUUAGGGCUUUUGUUCAAGGCAUCAUUAACCAACACCGACAGUCUGCUCUGCCAAGGGACACAGCCGAUUCAGAUUUCGUGGAUGUGCUGCUUUCGCUUCAAGGACAAGAUAAGCUCAACGACGACGACAUCAUCGCGGUUCUCUGGGAGAUGAUAUUCCGCGGCACAGACACAGUGGCUCUAGUUACCGAGUGGACCAUGGCGGAGUUGGUAUUGAAUGAAGAAAUACAAAGGAGAGCUCAGGCAGAGUUGGAGGCAGUGCUAGGGUGGGGUAGAAGUGUGCGGGAUGAGGAUAUAGCAAGGCUUCCAUACCUGCAAGCUGUUGUAAAAGAGAGUUUAAGAAUGCAUCCACCGGGACCUCUGCUUUCGUGGGCGCGUUUGUGCACGGAGGACGUUGACAUAGCAGGUGGGAUGCAUGUUCCGGCGGGGACGACGGCGAUGGUUAACAUGUGGUCCAUCACUCAUGACCCUGAGAUCUGGGAGUCGCCUCAUGAAUUCCGGCCGGAGAGAUUUCUUGAACAGAAAAUAGAUGUUCGGGGUAAUGACUUGAGGCUUGCACCCUUCGGUGCAGGUCGGCGAGUCUGUCCAGGAAAGGCUCUGGGCCUUACCACUGUUCAUCUCUGGGUGGCAAAACUACUCCACCGUUGCAAGUGGAUUCCUUCUCCUCAACACCCGGUAGAUCUCACCGAGGUUCUCAAGUUGUCCUCCCAAAUGGCCACACCCCUUACUGCGAUUCCCACAGUCAUUAAACCUUAUUGAGAUCUCCCAAUCAUAGGUUUUAAGGUCACUCUUUCAACAUAUUGCUUUUUUAUUGCUAAACUGUUAUAGAAUAGUCUAAAUGUAAUUUUCUUAAUAA